AAAUCUUUGCUUUACAGUGACUGUAAAGCAAAUCCAUAUUUGUAGGUAAUUGUAUUUUGUUAUUUUCAUUGCUUGUAAAAAUUUGACAUGCAAAAGUGCCCCUGUGGCCUAUUUGCUGAUUUUUUUUUAAUGUUUAAUUGAUUCAUUGUAGCACUCCGUAGACAAAUGCUACACACUCGAUAUUACCAUUCAUAACCUUUUUUAAAUAUGGCUAUUGUCGCAAAGGCAUUCUGCUAAAAUAUUUGUGAACUUGGGGUUGAUUUAUGCGUUUGCUGCAUACCCAUUUUAUAUCAGACGAUCUAAUUACCGUAUAUUGUUUUACGCGGUAAGCGUAUUCUCAUUUUCCCUACAUUCCGUGAUUGCAUGCGUUUAACGCUGCGUCCAAAGAGUAAAGUAAGUAUACAGGAAUAUAGGGCUGCGUCGCCUCAAUCGCAUAAAACAACCGCGCGCUUUCACGACCACGACCAAGGAGAGCCAAAAUAUUCCGACCGCAUGGCAGUGUCAUAAAAGUCAUGUUGAUGUUGACAAAGUCAAUACAGCUGUGCUCCAAAUAAACGAUGGGCAUAAAUUUUAGCUCUUUCUUUUCCGGUUUGGGGAGGUUUUUCGAGUACCCCGUGAAAAGGAAACCGAUAUGUUUCUAUAGGCAAGAGGAUUUCACUGCCACAGGUGAACCCGUGCGGCGUCUUUCGGAUCAGCCGAAGGCCGCCAUGACAGACUAUGAUAAGCUCGUCGACUUGUUCUACAAGCGGCUGGCAGAGCAGCGCCAGUACAACCAAGAGAUGAAAGAACUCGACCGUCGCUGGAGCACACAGAAAGUGGUACAGCGAUUCCCGGGGUGGAACGACGUCACCAUCGCCAACCUGCACAGCCUGUUCCUGCUGUUCGACAACCAGGCCAACGGCAUGCUUGGCUGCGACGACUUUGGAGCUGUGCUUGAAAGUCUAGGCGAUGAGAGUUCUAUGGAGCUGCGAAAAGAGAAAUUCACUGCCGCCGAUACCGAUAACGAUGGAUGGAUCACAUACGACGAAUUUCUUUCGCUGGUGUACAAUUUCAACGACCAAAAAGAAGGCAGCUUAACAGGCCUUGCGCUGCUUUGCAACGAGAUCGCGGAGAACAUACAAUUCGUUAGCAAUCUUACGGUCGGCGAACAAUUAGAAUACGGACUCUUUUGAAAUAAAUAGUUUAAUAAGUA
Messenger RNA from Cydia pomonella (codling moth), 1192 nucleotides. Its product is annotated as troponin C-like. The transcript has 5 exons. NCBI's taxonomy places the organism in Eukaryota, Metazoa, Arthropoda, Insecta, Lepidoptera, Tortricidae. The coding region runs from base 558 to 1172 and encodes 204 amino acids. The record is from RefSeq and is a predicted model, not a curated record. Gene Ontology annotation, molecular function: calcium ion binding.